This is a messenger RNA of Oryzias latipes (Japanese medaka), 1286 nucleotides long. RefSeq names its product spermidine/spermine N1-acetyltransferase family member 2b (gene sat2b). Lineage: Eukaryota; Metazoa; Chordata; Actinopteri; Beloniformes; Adrianichthyidae. The record is from RefSeq and is a predicted model, not a curated record. Gene Ontology annotation, molecular function: N-acetyltransferase activity.
AGUUUUUGCAGUGGAAUUGGUCAGCGGAACAACCACUCUCAUAUUUCCUGACAAAGUUGGGAUAUUUAGAAUAUUUAUAACUAUUACAGCCAACUUGUGUAAAAAAAAAAAAAAGAGAGUCAGAAGCAGCUGAGAGAGUCUGAUCAACACAUGACGUGUCUGCACUAAAACCUGGAAUCCAUUAAUGAGAAAAUGUGUAAAACAGUAACUUUGGACACAUGGAUCAUUCACAGUGUUGGUUUUCUCCAUGAGCUACAACUGCCUGACUCCAGAUCCUCAGUUUCACUGUUCCACAAGUGUAGAGCUGGAGCGUGAUGGUUUCUGCGAGAACCCCUUUUUCCAGUGUCUUGUUGCCGAAGUUCCCGAGGAGCACAAAUCAAAAGAAGGGUUUACAGUUGUGGGAUAUGCUCUCUACUUCUACACCUACAGUACUUGGAAAGGUCGGUCAAUAUUUUUAGAGGAUCUCUACGUGAUGCCAGAAUUUCGAGGAAACGGCAUUGGCAAAGGGUUACUUUGCAAAGUUGCUGAGGUGGGGAAAAAAAAGGAGUGUGUGCGGCUGCAGCUGUCUGUGCUGGACUGGAAUACCCCCUCCCGAGAUUUUUAUGCGGCUAAAGGAGCUCAGGAUCUCACUGUAAGCGAAGGCUGGCACGCCAUACGCUUCGAUGGACAAAGCCUGGACAAUUUAGCAAACGAAGCUGCUAAAAUCUAAACAGUUUAUGGCAACACUUUUCUGUAAUCCUUCCUAAUACUGUUUAAUUCCUUUGUAUAAAUGAUAAACAUUUGACUUAAACAUUUUUAAUGACUUGGGUUUUGCACACUUCAACCUUCUUUUAUUUAUUUUUUGUUCAAAUCCCUUUCUACAAAUUAUUUUUUCAUUUUUUAAAUCUAUUGUAAAAAAAAAAGCUGAGCUAUUAUUCAGGGAAUAACUUUAACCUGUAAAUCCUUUGUGACGUGUAAUGCUCGAGCUGUCCUGCAGGUGGCACCAGACAACAGCUUCAGUCGUCUCUUCAAAUAUCUUGUCAAAUUUAAGGAUUGUUUAGUUUUAAAGACGGAUUUUUAACUUACUUGCCUGUUGAUUCCAUCAGUAACAUAGUGAGGUAUUUACGUUUUUCCUUAAACCUACAUUAAAUAUUCAGAUUUGCAAUGAGGACAGAAACAUUAAAUCUCUCUGUAAUCCUUUCAAUUUUGUGCUGUAUAUUAGUGUAAAUAAUAUGCUGAAAACAGAAGAACACAUAAUGUUUGUCAAACGGAAAAUAAAAAAUAAAAGGUUUUCUUGUUUUUUAUAA